Molecule: messenger RNA, 1629 nt
Organism: Fusarium poae
Lineage: Eukaryota; Fungi; Ascomycota; Sordariomycetes; Hypocreales; Nectriaceae
Exons: 1
Coding region: 1-1629 (542 amino acids)
Source: RefSeq, a predicted model, not a curated record
AUGGUGGAAAUGCAAGAGUCCAUCAGUAUCUUGACAAGCCAACUCGACAAAUGCAACGUUGCUGGCUCUGCUGACUCCCCCAAGAGCCCUCAUGAAGAAGAGGUCAAUACCAAACCAGAAGAUUCACAACUGCAAAACCUUAGAGGUACUCCAGAUGAUGAGCAUGUGUCCCAGACUCCUAUAUCGCAGUUGGAGUUGAUACCGGGCGAUCUCAUCCUGAAUCCACAGACACUCAUGACGAUCCUAGACUACUCUUACUCUGGAGAUCAAUUACGAUCCAGUCUCAUGCUCUGGCCUUUUGGAAUAAUUCACAAUGAUCCAGAGGAACACGGCGUCUUUUGCAACCACGACAAGAUAUUUGAUGCAUUGCGAUCCAGAGACGUUGGACUUGUAUCUAAAUGCCUGGCCUGGAUCUGUCUUCUCCUCUCACAAUUACCUAGAGACUUCAAAGAUGUUGAGACUGGCUUACCUCUAUACCCCGAAGACUUUAUCGAUCGCAUCCUCACGCAGGUAUCAAUAUUGUAUCUUGCAGACUGCACACCAGCCUGCAGCAUCGACUCAAUAGAAGCACUAGUUCUUCAAUACGAGUUGUUCAUUGCUAUUGGUCGUCCGAGCAAAGCAUGGAAAUGCGUUAGAGCCGGCAUUGAGAAUGCUCUGUUACUCGGCCUUCAUCUUCGUCAGAACUUGGUGUGGGAUGCUUUGUGGAUUCGAGAUCGUCAAAUAUCUCUCAUCAUAGGGCUGCCUUAUGGUACCCCCAAUUCAGACAUAGACACGACGGCUGUGCUCGAGCCCCUGAGAAAAAUCGGACUGGUGUCGGGACUUAUUAGCGACAGAGACCGAUUGCGCCAAGACACGCCUUUCAGUAUAAUGACAAGCAUCGUCGAUGAGAUGAAGGAGCUCAAAAUCAUGAUUCCGGAUGAAUGGGCAGAGACUGACUUGAACUUGGCAUUUUCACCAAUAGGACAUGCCAUCAUGAGGCUCUACAAACAUACUCUCAACAUAAUGAUUCAUCUACCUUAUUCUCAGUUUGCUAGCUACGACAAGCAGUUUGAGUACACCCGGAUCGAAGUUUUGGAAUCAGCUGAAGGAGCAAUACGGGCUCACAGGGAUAUCAGAAGUUUGCAAGACCGUUUUCAACGAUGUGAUUUGUUUGACUUUCUUGCAUUCAACGCUGCUGUCAUGCUCAUCGCAGAUUUGGCAGCCAAAGAGACACCGAGAACGAUGGAAGAAGAGGAACGAAUUUGGACUGUCAUCACGGAUUUUGUUAACAUGUUAAGGAAGACGGGUGAGGUUUUGGAGAAUGCAACAGCUGACCAGGCAGCCGAUGUGCUUGAGAUAUUGCAUGCUGCAUACAAGGGCAGGUAUCGGGGUCAACUCUACCCGUAUCAAGUGACUAUACCCUACUUUGGUAGAAUCAGUGUCAGCCGCCAAGCUGGCGAGUCGGAGGCCGCGAACACAACGACUGUUCAGAUCGAAUCGAGUGUGUAUACGUUUAGGUUGCCUCCGAACGAGAAGUUAACUAAGAACGAGUUGACUGAUGACUGGACCAAGAUAGAUCUAUAUGGGUCUUAUGGAUGGAGGGGUAUUUACACAUUCGUAGAUGACGUAUCAGGCUUGCCAUAUAGAUGA